Molecule: messenger RNA, 1048 nt
Organism: Bombyx mandarina (wild silkworm)
Lineage: Eukaryota; Metazoa; Arthropoda; Insecta; Lepidoptera; Bombycidae
Gene: Snx3
Product: sorting nexin 3
Biological process (GO): late endosome to Golgi transport; endocytic recycling
Cellular component (GO): retromer complex; early endosome membrane
Molecular function (GO): phosphatidylinositol-3-phosphate binding
Source: RefSeq, a predicted model, not a curated record
UUUGUCAUUCUUCGUUUCCUUUAUUUAGUGGGCCGUUCUUAGAGAAAAUCUGAUUCAACAAUAAAUAAUUCGAAAUGAUGGCUGAGGAUGCAACAGCCGAAGCUACCAGACGUCUCAACGUUAAGAAACAAACGUUGGAUGACGCGUACGCGGCGCCGGCGAAUUUCUUAGAAAUCGACGUUCUUAAUCCAGUGACCACUAUGGGUGUUGGUAAAAAACGCUACACGGAUUACGAAGUUCGUAUGAGGACAAACCUACCCGUUUUCAAAGUGAAAGAUUCGAGCGUCAGACGGCGGUAUAGCGACUUCGAGUGGCUCAGGAAUGAAUUGGAGAGGGACAGCAAGAUAGUCGUACCUCCCUUGCCCGGCAAAGCUCUGAAGAGACAGUUGCCGUUCAGAGGCGAUGAUGGUAUAUUUGAGGAGGAAUUUAUAGAGGACCGCAGAAAAGGUCUGGAAGUGUUCAUCAACAAGAUAGCCGGACACCCGCUGGCGCAGAACGAGCGCUGCCUCCACAUGUUCCUGCAGGAGCCCACCAUCGACAGGAGCUACGUGCCCGGCAAGAUCAGGAACACAUAACUGAACACGCCGCGCCGUCACCAGAGCAGAGGCUUUGCAGCAGUCCUCGCGCCCCACCGACAUCGGGGAGUCGCACGCUGGUGUGAUUCAAGAUCGCUAUGCAGUACGGAGGUGGACUGGAAUCAUCAUCGGGACUACGGAGCAGCUGUGACGGAGGCUGCGGGUUUUGAUCGAAGCUGGUGUGCAUGUGAAGUUGGCUAAUGUUUUUGGAAUGAUACGGGCAAUGUGAUGCUCUGGUACAGCGGUCCUCAAACCUUUUUUUUUUACUUAGUGAUAGACUAACGUACUCUUUACAGAUUCGCGAAACUCUUGCAUACAACAUUUUUGUUGGUUGUAAUAAACAUAGGUACAGGUGAAUUGAUAUUUAGUAAAUAUCUCUUGUGAGUCCGCACGGGUAGGUACCACCACCCUGUCUAUUUCUGCCGUGAAGCAGUAAUGCGUUUCGGUUUGAAGGGCGAGGCAGCCGUUGUAAC